GAGAAUAUAAAAACAGCGCGGCCAAUGGGCCGGACACAAAGACAGUUUAUAGAAGAAUUCGCAUGGGCUUAAUCAUCCACCGAUCAUGGUCGAGUACUUUUCCUCCAACGAGUCAAAAACGUAAACAAGAGCGCUUGCCUGAGACGAGUUCAACAACGUAACCCUAUGACUAUGAGCACCAUCGCAGAUACAUCGCCGGAGGAGAAAUCCAGGCCAUCGACGCCCAGCAGUUUGCCGGCGGAAAUCACGUCGAAAGCACUAGCGGAAGCCACUCCAUGGAUCGACAGCGCCGUGCAACAAGCCCUAAGUUACCAAAAGAUCGCAGAAGAGAAGCUCGACGCUUUCAUUGAAACCUCCAGAUCCCGCAUCUCUGAAAUUCGCUCCACUGGUUCCGCACACCUUGAUCAGACAAUCUACUCUCUACAAUGUGCCGUGUCGGAGCUUGGUGUUUACGAGGCCUUGGCAUUUGCAAAGCUUAACGAGGGUGUUAAGAUUGCAGCUUCGCAUCCACUUAUCACAACUGGGGUUACUGCCGGCUUGGGGCUUGUGCUGCUUAAGAGACCAAGGCGAUAUAUUUACUACAAAGGCGUACGCCUUUUUUCGAGCGAAGAGGUGAGAACCAUCACAUUGCUUUCUCAUGCUGAUGCUAAAGUAAAAGACUUGCGCCAGUCUAUUAGUCGCCUCAAGGCUGAGAGUGAAAAACUGGAGCGAACAACAUCACUAGCUGAAGGACAGUUCAUUAACGGAAGGGUGAAACUCAGAGAUGCAGGGAAGCGGAUCCAGGGUAUGAUUCGUUCCGCCUAUAAGAUUGAACGGCAAGCUGCAGGCUUGAAGGAUGUUCUCCGGGAACUGCCCGGCAGAGAAGCAUAUCGGUUUCUGUCACAUGUUAAUGACCUCACUUCUGAGGUGAAGAAAGAGAAGCAUGCAUUGACCAAGGAGGUGACGAAGAUCAGCAACUUUGGGAUCUCAGUAUGAUUUACCCGGCGUUUUUUCUUUUUGGCUUUAUGACGGUGGUGUUGAUAUUUUUUCAACAAUAAGCUCAUGAACACAAAACGAUUGGUGUGGUUUCAUACGGGCCUACUUACACUUGCAUUUUCUAAUCCUCUUGGUUUUCUUUGUGCUGCUUUUUCAUGAUCGAUUCCUCUUCUCCAUGCUCCGUAAAGAGCUUAGCAGACCAGACUUAUGUUGUUUUUAGAUAUAACUUAAAAACUAGAUUUCG
This is a messenger RNA of Linum tenue, 1219 nucleotides long. The record is from the annotation of a GenBank genome assembly. Lineage: Eukaryota; Viridiplantae; Streptophyta; Magnoliopsida; Malpighiales; Linaceae.